Molecule: messenger RNA, 1708 nt
Organism: Tinamus guttatus (white-throated tinamou)
Lineage: Eukaryota; Metazoa; Chordata; Aves; Tinamiformes; Tinamidae
Source: RefSeq, a predicted model, not a curated record
AUGCCCAGGAGGAAGCAGGAGCAGCCCAAGCGCCUCUCUUCACACGGUACUAGACAGGAAGAAGUGGAAGGUGAACUCAGUGAAGAAGAACGUUGGUUUGGAAAUUCAUCAGAGACUCCUUCAGAAGCAUCAUAUGGAGAAGUGCAGGAGAACUUUAAGCUGUCUCUUGAGGACAGAAUCCAAGAGCAGUCCACAUCCCCAGAUACUUCCUUGGGAAGUGCAACUCCGAGCAGCAACACGGUGGAGGUGGGAACCAUUGAAAAUGAAGCUGUAAGAGACACGUUACACAGCAGAGAGCACCAUUCUCCUGAGGUGCCAUCUCUGUGUGAAGAAGAUUCUCCUGGUCCAAAUAAGCCACUGAGCAGUAACCUGAGACGGCUCCUGGAGGGUGGCUCCCUCAAGCUGGAUACUGCUGUUGCCGUCAAUGGUAGAGUUGAGUCUCCUGUAAAUCUUGGCUCGAAUCUCUCAUUCUCUCCUCCUGCCCAUCAUGCCCAGCAGCUGAGUGUUCUUGCCAGGAAGCUUGCUGAGAAACAGGAGACAAGUGACCAGUACAAUGCAAGUAAUCACUUUAUAUGGAAUCAAGGUAAGUGGUUGCCAAACUCAACCACCACCUGUGGUUUGUCACCUGAUUCAGCUAUCCUGAAACUGAAAGCUGCAGCUAAUGCCGUUUUGCAGGACAAAUCUCUUUCAAGGACUGAAGACACUAUAAGAUUUGAAUCCUUUUCUUCACCUUUUAGUUCUCAGUCUGCCAGCUCCACCUUAGCAGCUUUAUCAAAGAAAGUGAGUGAAAGAAGCAUGACUCCUGGGCAGGAGCACCCGCCGCCAGCAAGCUCUUUCCUUUCUCUGGCUUCCAUGACCUCUUCAGCUGCCCUUCUCAAGGAGGUUGCUGCAAGGGCUGCAGGCACCCUGCUGGCUGAGAAGAAAUCACUGGUUGCUGAGGAUCCCCUGCAACUUUCAGAGAUGAAGCAAGAGAAAGCAACCCCACCACAGUCUUUGGAAUUAUUGUUACUGCCAGUCCCCAAGGGAAGAGCAUCCAAACCCCCUAGUACAGCCUCAGAGGAAGAAGGAGGAAAACCUUUCCAGUGUCCAAUCUGUGGUUUGGUUAUCAAGAGGAAGAGUUACUGGAAACGGCACAUGGUGAUUCAUACAGGUUUAAAAAGUCAUCAAUGUCCACUCUGUCCAUUUCGCUGUGCACGCAAGGACAAUCUCAAAUCACACAUGAAGGUCCAUCAGCAUCAGGACAGGGGUGAGACCUUUCAAUGCCAGCUGUGCCCUUUUACCUCCUCACGCCACUUCAGCCUGAAACUCCAUAUGCGCUGCCAUCAGCAUUUCCUCAGGACAGAAUCCAAAGUGAAGGAGGAAAUACCAGAAACAGAGGUGAAGGGGUCACCACAGCUAACUAGUGACUCCUGCCCUGGCCCACAGAGGGAAGGAGGUGGACCUGACCUCCCGGGAUCAUUGGCUGUGUCUAAAACGCCUGAGGUGGCCGGGCAGCCUAGUGGAGGCAUUCCACCUUUGCUAGUGAAAGAAGAGCCCAAAGACAACACCGGCCUCGCAGCCUCACCUUUUGCUCUUAGUACUGUUGAUAGAGCCCCCAACAACACCAAGCUGAAGGACUCCCCUGACUUUGUGGCCAACACAGCAUCGGCACUAUUCAGUCAAGACAUCUCUGUCAAGAUGGCAUCAGAUUUUCUCAUGAAGCUGUCAG